AUGACUUACCUGGCUCACACAGCCCACUCCCAGUUUGGGGCCCUCUGGCUGUCCUUCGUGGGCUGGACCCUCACCAAUAUGGCUCUGGGACUCAUCCAGUGGAGGGUGUGGCAGGUUUCCGACAGAAAGGUCAUCACCUCCGGAGUGGCCUGGGUGGGUAUCUGGAGGGCCUGCUUCACCAGCUACACUGACGUGAGUGACGGCUUCAGGAACAUGCACUGCAGGUACAUCAGCCUGAAGGAGGCCUUCACGCCUCCUGAGAUCGCGGCAGGUCAGGUGCUCAUGCUGCUUUCUCUGCUGGUGGGCCUCUGCGGGAAUGCUAGUGGGGUUUACGCCAUGAGGAACGCCUACUUUGUGGUGGGGAAGAACUCGUCCUCUGUCCGGCUGGGUUUCAUCAGCACCGGAGUCCUGUGCCUGCUGGCGGCCGUACUGUCACUGGUUCCUCUGAUCUGGAACCUGAGCUCAGUUGUGACAAAUCAGACCAUCGAGUUCCCCACGGAGUUUAAACUUCCGCCAGCACCGGACGCUCAGAGGGUGGGCAGCGGCAUCAGUGUGGGGAUCGUGGGCUCGGCUCUCAUGGUUGUGUCUGGGAUUGUUUUCUGCUCCUACAGGUCACCAGAGAGGUCUGAAUUCAGGAUGAAUAGUUUUGUGAGAGAGUGGCUGGAUCAGAGUCGCUUGUCACGAUCAUUGCCAGACAAGCGCCUGGCCGUCGCCUCAGGUGAAAGAGAUAACCCAACCUUUGAGAUUCAGGAAUACUUCUGA
Molecule: messenger RNA, 762 nt
Organism: Nematolebias whitei (Rio pearlfish)
Lineage: Eukaryota; Metazoa; Chordata; Actinopteri; Cyprinodontiformes; Rivulidae
Product: claudin-34-like
Exons: 1
Coding region: 1-762 (253 amino acids)
Biological process (GO): cell adhesion; bicellular tight junction assembly
Cellular component (GO): plasma membrane; bicellular tight junction
Molecular function (GO): structural molecule activity
Source: RefSeq, a predicted model, not a curated record